Messenger RNA from Nanorana parkeri, 1966 nucleotides. RefSeq names its product protein kinase C zeta (gene PRKCZ). Lineage: Eukaryota; Metazoa; Chordata; Amphibia; Anura; Dicroglossidae. Bases 162 to 1934 code for a protein of 590 amino acids. The transcript is spliced from 19 exons. Gene Ontology annotation, biological process: protein phosphorylation. The record is from RefSeq and is a predicted model, not a curated record. Gene Ontology annotation, molecular function: protein binding; ATP binding; protein serine/threonine kinase activity.
CCCGGGUCCUUGGUAGCAGCAGGUGAUCGCUGGGAGAGCCCCGCCCCCUCCAGUAGGAGUGACAAUCUGGUUUGAUUACUACUGAAGCUUCUCAGCUCGCCUGUUCAGACUGUACAUGUGCUUCUCCUGAGACUAUCCCGACAUUGGAUAUUUUCAGUAUCAUGCCGAGCAGGAUGGGGUCCAAAAUGGAUUUAUCAAAAGACUUCAUCAAAAUGAAGGCACACUACAAUGGCGAUAUUCUGAUCACUCGGCUAGGAGCAUCAAUGAGUUACGAUGAGCUGUGUGAGGAAGUGAGAGAGAUGUGCCGCCUACGCCAGGAGCAGCCCAUCACAUUGAAGUGGAUUGAUGAUGAAGGCGAUCCUUGUACUAUUUCCUCCCAGAUGGAACUAGAAGAAGCUUUCCGUCUAUAUACUACAUACAAGGAGGAGGGCCUCAGCAUUCAUGUGUUUCCCAGCAUCCCUGAAAAGCCAGGCAUGCCCUGCCCAGGGGAAGACAAAUCCAUCUACCGUCGAGGGGCCAGAAGAUGGAGGAAGCUCUACCGAGUGAAUGGGCAUCUGUUUCAAGCCAAACGCUUUAACAGAAAAGCCUACUGUGGCCAGUGCAGUGAAAGGAUAUGGGGCCUUGGCAGGCAAGGCUACAAGUGUAUCAACUGCAAACUACUUGUCCAUAAACGCUGUCACAUACUUGUCCCACUGACCUGCAAGAAGCAUAUGGAUCCGGGCAUGCCUUUCCAGGAGCCCCGCGUAGAUGACAAAAGCGAAGAGGGCGAUAUCCACCAUGAUGAAACAGAUCAAAUUAGUAUUAUGCACCGAAAAAUUGAGACACGAAAAGAUGGCUCUGAGGACAUCAAACCUGUCAUCGAUGGAUUGGAUGGUAUUAAAAUCUCCCAGGGUCUGGGCCUGCAGGACUUCGACCUCAUCCGGGUAAUCGGAAGAGGAAGCUACGCCAAAGUCCUUUUGGUGCGAUUAAAAAAGAACGACCAGGUGUAUGCCAUGAAGGUGGUGAAAAAGGAGCUGGUGCAUGACGAAGAGGAUAUCGACUGGGUGCAGACAGAGAAGCACGUGUUUGAGCAGGCUUCUAAUAAUCCAUUUCUAGUCGGUUUACACUCCUGCUUCCAGACGCCAAGCCGGUUAUUUUUGGUAAUAGAAUAUGUCAAUGGAGGUGACCUCAUGUUUCAUAUGCAAAGACAAAGAAAACUUCCUGAAGAACACGCCAGGUUUUAUGCUGCUGAAAUCUGUAUUGCUCUAAAUUUCUUACAUGAACGGGGAAUCAUCUACAGAGACCUGAAGCUGGACAAUGUUCUGCUGGAUGCAGAGGGUCACAUCAAACUGACAGAUUAUGGCAUGUGUAAGGAGGGUCUGGGGCCAGGGGACACAACUAGCACUUUCUGUGGAACGCCAAAUUACAUUGCUCCUGAAAUUCUCCGUGGAGAAGAGUAUGGCUUCAGUGUGGACUGGUGGGCUCUCGGGGUCCUCAUGUUUGAGAUGAUGGCCGGUAGAUCCCCAUUUGAUAUCAUUACAGACAAUCCAGACAUGAACACUGAAGAUUAUCUUUUUCAAGUUAUCCUAGAGAAGCCAAUUCGGAUCCCAAGGUUCCUGUCUGUUAAAGCCUCCCAUGUAUUAAAAGGGUUUUUAAACAAGGAUCCAAAAGACAGACUGGGAUGCCAGCUACAGACGGGAUUUGCUGAUAUCAAGUCACACACCUUUUUCCGCAGCAUAGACUGGGAUACGCUGGAGAAGAAGCAGGUGGUUCCACCCUUCAAGCCCCAGAUCGCAGAUGAUUACGGUUUGGACAACUUUGACACACAGUUUACCAGUGAGCCCGUGCAACUUACACCAGACGAUGAAGAUGUCAUUAAACGAAUAGACCAAUCAGAGUUCGAAGGAUUUGAAUACAUUAACCCGUUGUUGCUGUCAACGGAAGAGACAGUAUGAAGGACCGCAAUGUCUAUGAAGAAUAAAAACAA